Morone saxatilis (striped sea-bass) is the source of this 735-nucleotide messenger RNA. RefSeq names its product low affinity immunoglobulin gamma Fc region receptor II-a-like. The transcript has 6 exons. The record is from RefSeq and is a predicted model, not a curated record. Bases 1 to 735 code for a protein of 244 amino acids. Gene Ontology annotation, biological process: cell surface receptor signaling pathway. NCBI's taxonomy places the organism in Eukaryota, Metazoa, Chordata, Actinopteri, Moronidae. Gene Ontology annotation, molecular function: transmembrane signaling receptor activity.
AUGGAGGUCACAGCUCUCUGCAUCAGACUGGUAAUACAUGUAUUAAUGCUUUUAGUUGCAGAAGAUCAGCACUGUUACUGCGCUGAGAAAGCUGAUGCAGCUUUUCUUCGUGUUGCUCCAAACAAGCUCCAGUUCUUUGAAUAUGACUCUAUCUCAUUUGAUUGUGAGGGAUUCGAUGAUUUCACCGAGUGGAGACUGAUGAGGAGGAUCAUGGGAGUCGAAACAAUAUGCAGUUCUAAAUGGGAGACAUCAUGGGGACGUUGCUUUAUUAAAAAUGCCUUUGAAUUAGACAGUGGAGAAUACUGGUGUGAAGCUAACGGAACAAUGACAAACAACUUCGUCACCAUCAGUGUCACUGCUGGCUCUGUGAUCAUGGAGAGUCCCGCUCUUCCUGUGACGGAGGGAGACAAUGUGACUCUGAGCUGCAGAAACAAGACGACUUCUUCUGUCCCUAUAGCUGAUUUCUAUAAAGAUGGCAACUGGCUAAAGACUGGCUAUGAAGGACACAUUACCAUCUACAAUGUUUCUAAGUCUGAUGAAGGACACUAUAAGUGUAUCAUUGGUGUUGAAGAAUCAGCACAGAGCUGGCUGACUGUUAGAGCACCUCCAUCACUUCAUGAAGAUCAUUCCUCUCAUCUCUUCAUCCUGUGCAUCACUGUGGCCUUGUGUUUGGUGGCUCUGCCGUUGCUGUUCAUGGGACUGUGUCUCUGUGGAAGAUACAGAGACGUGAGUUGA